Messenger RNA from Pocillopora verrucosa, 2335 nucleotides. RefSeq names its product sulfotransferase 1C2. Gene Ontology annotation, cellular component: cytoplasm. NCBI's taxonomy places the organism in Eukaryota, Metazoa, Cnidaria, Anthozoa, Scleractinia, Pocilloporidae. Gene Ontology annotation, molecular function: sulfotransferase activity. Gene Ontology annotation, biological process: sulfation. The record is from RefSeq and is a predicted model, not a curated record.
UCAGGAGGACAAAGAUCCAAUGUGAGCCUCUUCAAAGUUUUAAUCAUUGGCCCGCAGGGGUGAAUAUUGAGCCUCUUUGAAUUUCUUUUAUCGUUCGUGCAGGAGUGACAUUUUCGUGCGUCGUGACACCAUGUCGACUUUUCCAGUUCUUCAGGAAAGUGAAGGGGAGUGGACUUCAGAUAAAACUGUUGAAAUCUUGGGAUUAAGAAUUCCUGCAUAUUUCGUCCCGGAUCCUCAGUUGCUUCAUGACUUUAUUACUGGUUUUCAGACCAGACCGGACGAUGUGUUCGUUGUAAGCUAUCCCAAAUCAGGGACUACCUGGGUUCAAGAAAUUGUCUGGCAGAUUUAUCACAAUGGAGAAAUCAACAGUGGUAAAAUUGAAGAUCGUGUCCCAUUUGUGGAAGAGGCAACCAACCCAAAGUCAACUCAGCCUGACAUUAAAACUUUACCAAGCCCUCGUCUUCUAAAGACCCACCUCUCUUAUGAAGCCAUCCCUAAAGCUAAAAACAAGGACACAAGCUGUAAAUAUAUUUACAUUGCUCGUAAUCCUAAAGAUGCAGCAGUCUCAAGUUAUAAAUUUAUGAAAAGCCUUGGAUCCUCUACAGGAUUGAAUGCACCAUGGGAAUAUUAUGUGAAGCUGUUUAUUGAGGGCAAAACCAUGUGGAGCCAGUGGAGUAAUCAUGUUCUUGGAUGGUGGGAGCACAGACAUGAUCCUAAUGUUCUUUUCCUUAAAUAUGAAGACCUUCAAAAGGAUCUCCUGUCCAAUGUUCGUAUAAUUGCUGAUUUCCUUAACAAGCCUCUGCCAGAUGAUCUCGCCAAUCUCAUUGCCGAGCAGUGCACUUUUAAAGGAAUGAUGAAGAAUGUUCAAAGUUACUUGUUACGUGGCAAGGAAGAUGGUCCAAAGCUUCUCCAGAAGGGUGUGGUUGGUAACUGGAAGGAACACUUCACCCCAGAGUUGAACGAGAGAUUUGAGAAGGAAGUAAUGGCAAAAUUGAAAGGAUCUGGACUUGAGUUGGACUUUGAACUGUGACACAUCAUAAUUUUCUGCUGUGCAUGGGCACUAUGAAAGUUAUCAUCUGUCUCAAACUGUCAUAACUUAUGUCAUUCUAGUCUAGUGGUCAAAAUGAAGAGUCUGCAUUUGCAGAGUGACAUAUCUUUGAGGGAAAGAUCUUUCAACUAAUUAAAAGUUAAUUUCAAUUACACACUACAGAUACUUAAUCAGGCUGAACCCCUGAUCUUGAUGAAUGCUCAGUGUAUUUUCCUUAAUGUGGAUAUUUUCGUUUAGGACUUCUUGUGUUGACUUUGCCAUCAGAGUGUUUUCUAGGUGGAGGACAGAGAGAACCAGAUAAAGACUCUGUUAAUUAUCUUCCAACAAGUUAAUGAUCAGCUUCAUAAUUAAGUUAUGACUUGUGAGUACCUCUGAAGUUGUGGUAAAGACAUCAAGUGUACGUAAACUUAUUGAUAAUAAUUAUUGAGGGAACUUUUUCAAACAAAUAGGAUUUUCAAAGGAUCUCAACUUUGGAUUAUAACCAUUAGAGGACUACAAGUGUAUUUCAGUGCCAAAAAGCAAUGCAAAGACGAUGCUAUUUUAGAGUUAUUUUACUGCAGGGAUCCAGGCUUUAGUACUAUUUUUAUCUCUUUUUGCACCAAAUCUCCCACUAGCUUUCAUGACCCUAUUCCGGAUGUCUUAUAAAUCCUUGGCUAUUUAUCGAUUAACACAAAAGUGGCGCCGAGUGUGUCGCUGAUGUUCUUACCACAUUUUGACGUCCUCUGUGAUCUAUUACUGAACAGACGCGCGGCAACUUGGAAUCUAUUUGUUUUAAAUAAUAAAGAAUUAAAAUAUACGGAAAAAAAAGUUUUAAUGAGGACAUCAUCUAUACGUCUGUCCUCCAAUAGAUCAUAAGUGAGAACCAAUCCGAAUGCGUGCAUAACUGAGCUUAUUAUAUAAAGAUAGAUAGAUGGUUUAUUUAUCCACAUAACGCCUAGGUACAUUCAGCAUACUCGUUUACAAUGCACGUAUGCUAAAUGCCCCUAGGCGUUACGUGGAUAAAAGAGAAGGACGUAUUGGUAAAAUUGAAAGGAUCUGGAUUAGAGUUUGACUUUGAAUUGUAACACAUCCUGAUUUUCUGUUAUGCAAAAGCACUAUGAAAAUUGCUGUUUGUCUCAAAUUGUCAUAAGUUGUGUCAUUCCAUCCUAGUGAUCAAAAUGAGGGUUUUGCAUUUGCAGAUUGACGAAUGUUUCAGGGAAAGAUCUUUCACUUAAUUAAAAUUUAAUUUCAAUUACAGACUACAGAGAAUAAAGGGCUGUUCUUUAAAAAAUUGUUUUUUUUUACGGC